AAGCCAUUAGUUUCCAGCGCAGGAUCUCUCAAAUUUCUCUACACUUUCCUCUUCUCUUUAAGCGUUUUCCUUCUAUAUAUGAACAACGGACUUGUUUCCUCAAACCACAUUUAUACUUUCUUCAAACUCUCUUUUUGCUCUACCUCUCUCUCAUGACUUCUUCUUCUUCCUCGUCUCACGUUAGUCACCAAAUCUUCCCCAGCUUCCACGGGCCAGAUGUUCGUAGAGGAUUCCUCAGUCAUUUGCACAAUGUCUUUGCAAAAAAAGAAAUCACGGUGUUUAAUGACCAGAAAAUCGAGAGAGGCCACACGAUUGGAUCUGAGCUCGUACUAGCCAUCAGAGAAGCGGAAGCUUCUAUUGUUUUGCUCUCACAGAACUACGCUUCUUCGAGCUGGUGUUUAGAUGAACUGGUUGAAAUCCUGAAGUGCAAAGAAGCUUCGGGGCAGAUUGUGAUGCCGAUUUUUUACGACGUUGAUCCAUCGGAUGUAAGGAAGCAGAAGGGAGGCUUUGGGAUCGCAUUCGAGAAAACCUGUGAAGGUGAAACAGAAGAACAGAAGCAGAUAUGGGUCGAUGCUUUGACGUAUGUAGCAACCAUAGCUGGAGAACACUCUCGUAACUGGACUGAUGAAGCUGUGAUGGUCGAAAAGAUAUCCACAGUUAUGUUGAACAAACUAAAAGUGGAAGAGAUAAAAAAAGAAUUUAGGUCUUGCGAUAUAGACCAGAAUGGUUUUAUAACUGCGUCAGAGCUUCGAUAUGUGUUGACAAAAGAUGGGGGCGAUUAUACCGAUGAAGACGUUUGCAAGGCGAUCGAAACAUAUGAUGUAGAUGGCGACGGUCGGAUCAGCUAUGAUGAAUACGUCAAAAUGUGUGAUAGUAUUGAAAAACAGGCUGCAGGGGUAGACAAGCUCGUCACAAGUGUUACUCUGCCUGAGGAGAAAAUGCAAGAAAUGAAGGCGACCUUUAUGUUGUUCGAUGUAGGCAAUAAUGGUUUCAUAACUGCAGCAGACUUUCAACUGUCUGCGAAAAAUUAUGGCGAAAAGUUAACAGAGGAGGAAGCUUAUAAUCUACUCCGAAAUUUGGAUGCUGAUGGCGAUGGCCGGGUCAGCUUUGAUGAAUUCGUCAAAAGAUUUAUGGCUAUCGAUGAUGAAAAUGAUGCGUUAGCCAAAAAGCUUGUCACAGAUGUUACACUGUCUACGGAGGAAAUGGAAGAAAUGAUUCAAUUCUUUAAGGCUCUAGAUGUCGAUCACAAUGGUUUCAUAACUGCAGCAGACUUUCAACAGUCUAUCAAUCACAAUGGCAAAAAAGUAACUGAUGAGGUCGCUUAUAAUGUCAUCCGAUCUAUGGAUGUUGAUGGUGAUUGUCAGGUCAGCUUUGAUGAGUUCGUCAAACAUUGGAUGAAGGAUAAGAGGGAGGAGGAAAAGACUGCGAAGAUCGAAAAGUAUGUCUCGAAAAAACUGAAUAAAUUCGCCAAAUUCAUUGCUAAAGCUUUGACCUGAAGACAAAAGGAGUUAUGAUGUUUUAUAGUGAUUUUUUUCAUUACUUAAUCAUGGUUUCCUUCUUUACGACAUGUUUUUACUUCUUUCUCAUUUUCGUUAGUUGCUUUGUUAAGUUCUUCAGUGUUAUGCCAGGCAUGAACUCAUGUGCUUGCAUAUCAUGAACAACUGAUUUUAUUUGUUUAUAUUUCUCUUGCUUCC
Brassica oleracea var. oleracea is the source of this 1694-nucleotide messenger RNA. Its product is annotated as calmodulin-like protein 12. NCBI's taxonomy places the organism in Eukaryota, Viridiplantae, Streptophyta, Magnoliopsida, Brassicales, Brassicaceae. The transcript has 5 exons. Bases 153 to 1496 code for a protein of 447 amino acids. Gene Ontology annotation, biological process: signal transduction. The record is from RefSeq and is a predicted model, not a curated record. Gene Ontology annotation, molecular function: calcium ion binding.